Messenger RNA from Leptopilina boulardi, 3813 nucleotides. RefSeq names its product 1-acylglycerol-3-phosphate O-acyltransferase Pnpla3 (gene bmm). Gene Ontology annotation, cellular component: cytoplasm; lipid droplet; membrane. The record is from RefSeq and is a predicted model, not a curated record. The transcript is spliced from 12 exons. Bases 792 to 2582 code for a protein of 596 amino acids. NCBI's taxonomy places the organism in Eukaryota, Metazoa, Arthropoda, Insecta, Hymenoptera, Figitidae. Gene Ontology annotation, molecular function: triacylglycerol lipase activity. Gene Ontology annotation, biological process: lipid homeostasis; triglyceride catabolic process.
UUCCCUAAAACACCGCAGAUGUAAACAUUAGAUUAUCCGAAUUUUCUAUAGAAUUUCUUUUUCUUGUUAAUAUACGCAACAUUAUAGUUACUGCUAUUGCAAUUUGUAUUUGUAUCGUGUAAGAAAAUAAAUGAUAACAAAGUGGCUAAAAUUAGUUGAAAGUUUUGUAGAUGUAGUAGAUUAAUUUAUUUUUUAAUCACACGUGUUGUCAUGAUUAAAAUAUAAAAAAAUUUGUGCCUUAUGUGUGUCGACAGUAUGAAGUAUGAGUGUGUAUUGUAAAGAGUGGGGACUAUUGCACAGUCCUUUAAACUAAUGCAUAAGCAGGUGUGGUCAGAUUAAUUAGUCGCUACUCAAAGUGAUAGCACGGUUAGUAAAUUGUCUUCCAAAAAGACUCAGUGAAGCUUUGGAAGGAUUGAUUAUCUCCAAGUUUUUGUACUUUGCUUGUUAAAUAAAUAAAGUAGAGUUUGUUCUCAGUUGAGUAACCAACUCACAAAAAUAAUAUUAUUAGUUGUUUCUUACGGCGACAACAUGUGGUAGAAAAAUUGUUUGCAAAGACGUUGGCGUUCUUGUCUCUUUCGUGCAGCUAUUGUUUUAAAACGAGAAUUAAGUCAUAUCUCCGAUUCAGUAGCACGAGAGCAAUCGUGGAGUUGAUAUAUAUGUAUAUAUAUAUUAUAAUCAAAAGUGUGUGCGUUACGUGUAAUGUACAUAACCUUAUUGUUAUUUUUCUAUUUUGUUGAAAUAAAGAGUAUAGUGAUAAAAUUCAAGUUUAAUUCAUUUAUUAACGGCAAAGGAUGAAUCUAUCGUUUGCCGGAUGUGGCUUUCUCGGCAUUUAUCAUGUCGGUGUUGCCGUGUGUUUUAAAAAUUAUGCACCCCAUUUGUUAUUGGAUAAAAUUAGCGGUGCCUCAGCUGGAGCUAUGGCAGCGUGUUGUCUACUUUGUGAUUUGCCACUUGGGGAGAUGACGAGUAAUCUUCUCAAGAUGGCAGAAGACACGAGACAACGUACCCUUGGCCCUUUUAGUCCCUCCUUUAAUGUCCAUGCAAUUCUUAUGGACAAUUUAGAAAAGAAUCUUCCUGAAGACGCACAUUUAAGAGUAAAUGGAAAACUUCACGUUUCAUUAACAAGAGUUUAUGAUGGUAAAAAUGUUAUUGUUUCUCAUUUUACAUCUAAAGAAGAUUUACUGCAAGCUCUUUUGGCAAGUUCGUUUAUUCCAUUUUUUUCCGGUAUUUUACCACCGAGAUUUCAUGGCAUCAGAUACAUGGAUGGAGGUUUCAGUGAUAAUCUUCCAACUCUCGAUGAAAAUACAAUAACAAUAAGUCCAUUUUGCGGGGAAAGCGAUAUUUGUCCCCGUGAUAUUUCCUCACAAUUAUUUCACGUAAAUGUUGCAAACACAAGUAUCGAAUUAUCGAGACAAAAUAUUUAUAGGUUCGCUAGAAUACUCUUUCCUCCAAAUCCCGAGAUUCUGUCAAAUAUGUGUAAACAAGGAUUUGAUGAUGCUUUGCGUUUUUUGCAUAGAAAUAAUUUAAUCAAUUGCACACGUUGUUUGGCUGUUCAAUCGACUUUUGUUGUUUCGGAAACUUUAGACGAUAAUAUGGAAUACGAUCCAGAAUGCCUCGAGUGUAAAAUGCAUAGACAGGAGGCAUUGGUGGCAAAUCUUCCCGAUACAUUAAUGUCAAUAUUUCAAGAUGCAAUUGAUUCGGCGAACAAGGGACUUGUUAAUUGGCUUUUUAAGCACAAAAGUGUAAAACUAUUAUCGCUUUUGAGUAUUCCCUAUACUGUACCAGCAGACGUUGUCUAUGCAACUUUUACAAAAUUGGUACAAUUAUUUUACAGAUUCGUGUUGAAUGCACCGAAGCUGAGGAAUAAUCUUAUGGAAAUAAGCAGGUUUUUAUUGGAACAAUUGAGUGCUAUUUUCCCGAAAAUAAAUUUCUAUUAUCAAGCCUCAUCGGCGACAAUCAAGUGUCAAUUAAAUAUCACGGAAUAUGGUCCGAAAUUUUACAGCAUUGACGUAACGGAUGGAAACGAUGAGAUUUAUAAAAAAACACAAGAAACAUUAAAUUUGACUCUUCGAUAUAAUAAAUCGUGGAAGGAUCUCACGCAAUCAAAAUCAAAUUGUAUUAUUAAUAUGUCGGAUUUAUCGCCGAUGGAUGACACAUUUGAAAACACUCUUCAGGCAACGUCGGAUCAAGAAGCGCUGAUGGCAUAUUAUUACAUGGACGAUGAUAAUAAAGUUCGUGUCACAGAAAUAUUCGAUGUCACGGACGUCGAUAAACUCUCGCUAGCGGAAAUGGAAGUUGACUCGGAUCUACAAUUUGACGAAUGGGAUGAGCCCACGUGGAUGGGACAGCACACUUUAACUGACGUUGUGUGCGAAUUUCCUUACGAGGAUAAUAAUCGUCGCAGCUCACAAGAUUCAACGGACAUUUCACUUGAAGAGGAUGUAAUUGAUGGUUCUAAUAUUUUCUCCGAUCCUGAAAGUGAAUGGGGCAUUGAAAAAAAUCAGGACCAAACAAUAUUUCACUCUUUAAAUCCCUCAUCGGACAGUCGACCAGAAGUUGAUCAACCAUCUCUUCCUAAUUCUUAGAUUUAACUUAUUUAAAAAAAAAAAAAAAUUACAAUGACCAGAAAAAAAAAUAAAGUGAAUUUAGUUAAAUUUUAGUAAUGAGUGAAGAAAAGAGCGCAAUAUUCGCGAAUUUAAAAAUUGUUUACUAAAAAAAUAAGUAAAUAAUUUUAUUUUAUAAGAAAAAAAAAAAUUCGCGUAUCUUGCCAUUAAUAAUAGAAAAAGAGAAAAAGAACUAUUUUUUUAGCACUGAAACAAAAGUCUCGAGAGUUGUUAAUGAAUAAGAUGCAAUAAUUGUAUUUUUUUUUCAUAUCAGAAAUAAUUCGUUAGAAUCCCGAAAAUUUUUUUUUGUUGUUUUUUUAGUGAUAUUAUUUUUCUGCGACAAUUGAUAUCUUAAUAAGAAAACAAGAAAAUAUUAUAAAUGAUAAUGGGAUAAUGAACGAAUUUUGAAAUUGACAUAUUUUUUUUAUACAGUUUUAUAUAAUAGUUAAGAGAGAGAAAAAAAGGUAUUUAGCUGGGUCUAAAUACUUUUUUUUUUUAAAAAAAAAUAUUAAUUGUUUCUCGAGUGAUAUUUAUUUAUGAGACUCAGUCUUUAUUAAAUUAUUCAACGUUUUUAUUUUUAAUAUUAUUAUUAUUAUUUAAAAUACUAGUCUAGAAAAAUCGACACAAUUUUAAAUUUAUUAAAAAAAAUUUCGUUAAAAUUCUUUAUUUUUAUAAAUAUUUCGUUUUCGCUUUUUUGUUGAAUCUUGGCAAAAAUUCUGCUGACAAUGAAGAAAUUCGUUAAAAAUUAUUUUUUAUUGAAAAACAAAAAAUGAUUAUUAAAUUACAAGAAAGAAAUAUUAAAAAUUUGAGUUUCUUCGUUUUGCAGAUUUAGAAAAAAAAAAAAACAAGAUUCUUCAGUAUUGUGGAACGAUUCGUGUGGUGGUAAAAUUUUUAUCAUUCCACUUACAGUUACAAUGGAUCAUUGUUAGAAGAGAAUUGAGGCGGUUUGUCGUUGUCGUCUUAUCUCUUUGACAUGUGGUUAAUACUAGAUACCGCGCUAUCGAAACUCAAUAAUAAACAAGAAGGAUCUAUAAUUUUUUUUAAAAUUCUUUCUUCUUCCAACGAUUGAGUUCCAUUAUUAUCGAUAGGAAAACAAAGAGAAUAAGACUUUUUUAUUUAUUUAUUGCAAUUAACAUUAAACAUUUAAGUUUGGAGCGAGAUUUCGAUGUAUAUCGUCGAUAAAUAAAAUAAAUUAAUAUAUAUAUAAAUUUUA